Molecule: messenger RNA, 717 nt
Organism: Pichia kudriavzevii
Lineage: Eukaryota; Fungi; Ascomycota; Pichiomycetes; Pichiales; Pichiaceae
Exons: 1
Coding region: 1-717 (238 amino acids)
Biological process (GO): U4 snRNA 3'-end processing; poly(A)-dependent snoRNA 3'-end processing; CUT catabolic process
Cellular component (GO): nuclear exosome (RNase complex); cytoplasmic exosome (RNase complex)
Molecular function (GO): RNA binding
Source: RefSeq, a predicted model, not a curated record
AUGUCGUUGGAAACCCUAGACUUGGUGGUUCCUGGCGAUUCGAUCAAACUUGCGUCAAGUAAUAACAUCACACUGGGCCCAAACAUAGUUGUGGCUGGAGAUUCUACAUUGCAUCCAACAACAGCUGGUUUCUUUGUUUCGAAAAACACAAACAAGGCCACGACGUUGAACUAUGUCGAGUCGGCACGCGGUAGGUACGUCCCGCAAGUUGGCGAUUUAGUGCUUGGUACAGUAGUUGGACAAUUUGGUGAUUACUAUCGUAUCUCCCUAAACGAAAACAGCGUUGACGUAAUACUCAACAUUUUCUCAUUCCCCAAUGCAUCCAAGAAAAAUCGACCUCGUUUGCAAGUUAGAGAACUCAUAUAUGCUAGAGUCGCCAGCACUGAGAAAAAUGUAGAUGUGGAAUUGAGUUGUAUUGAUCCGGUCACUGGUAAAGAUGGCGGGUUUGGUCCCUUGAACGGCGGUUACGUCUUCAAUGUAUCUACCGCAUACUCGAGGUUCUUGUUGUUCACUCCAAAUGCGCCUGUGCUGAAGAAAAUGGUGGAAAAAUUACAGUUUGAAAUUGCCGUAGGUGUCAAUGGGAAGGUUUGGGUCAAAUCAGAUACUCCCAAGUCAACCAUGCUUUGCGCCGAAAUAAUAUCGGAAUCUGAAAAAUGGAAACAGUCGGAAAUCCCUGAAAAAUUUGAAUUGCUUCUGAAAAAGUUCAAAAAGUUGUAA